Coccidioides posadasii C735 delta SOWgp is the source of this 2420-nucleotide messenger RNA. Its product is annotated as palmitoyltransferase akr1. The record is from RefSeq and is a predicted model, not a curated record. NCBI's taxonomy places the organism in Eukaryota, Fungi, Ascomycota, Eurotiomycetes, Onygenales, Onygenaceae. Gene Ontology annotation, cellular component: Golgi membrane. Gene Ontology annotation, biological process: protein palmitoylation. Gene Ontology annotation, molecular function: protein binding; palmitoyltransferase activity.
CUCAGCCAAUGAACGGAUAAAUUCCUGCUCUGCUUGACGACAAUUUGCGGCUGUGUCGUCCUCAAGCAACUCGGUCACCGUUCCUCAAUUCAGGGAUAUUAACUCUGCCAUCGGAGCUCUCAUCACUUUCGUUUAUACCCCAGUGCGACGGCCCCUGCCACGGCGACAUGAGUUUAUCUGACUAGUCAAGCUCUGAAUCCAAAACGCAGCCUCACCUUUUUCUCUGUCAUCACAGCGGUUUCGUCCUCGACGACCCUUGGUCGGGGUGCCCACGAGCGAUGUCCGAAGUACAUUCAGCCCGAGAAGCGCAGAAUACAGCUGAGCGAAGCUCUGCUUCUUCGUCAACCGUACUCCCUCGGAAGGGUUCGGACGCGUCUCCCGAACAUCGAACGCAGAAUGACGAGGUUGAACUUAAAGAUAUCAAUUCCCGCAACGAAGGCGAAAGAGCCUUGCCGAUUGAAGAGGAUAUAAUGCAACUUGCACGGCUGGGGGAAAUAGGUGCUAUUCAGAAGCUCUUCGAAAGCGGGAAAUAUGAUGCAAAGUAUCGAGAUGAAGAGGACAUUACGCCUUUACAUUGGGCUGCGAUUAACAAUCGAUAUGAGCUCUGCAAGUUUUUACUCGAUUCAGGUGCAGAUGUGAACGCAAAGGGCGGUGAAUCCGUCGCUACACCGGCCAUGUGGGCAGCUCAACGGUGUCACUAUUAUAUCGUCGAGCUCCUUCUUCGAUACGGAGCGGAUCCUCUUUUAACGGACGUUCAAGGCUAUAAUAUAUUACAUCUGGCAACGAUCGAUGGAAAUGCCUUCCUCCUCGUACUGCUUCUGCACCAGGAGAUCCCUGUGGAUGUGACGGAUCCCCAGGGACAUACCGGUUUGAUGUGGGCAGCAUACAAAGGGUUUCCGGCGUGUGUCGAUCUAUUUCUUCGAUGGGGUGCAAAUGUGAAUGCCGCAGAUGAAGGCGGGCUCACGCCGCUCCACUGGGCUUUGGUUAAAGGCUCGACACCUUGUAUACAGAAAAUUAUUGAAUAUGGUGCCGACCGCUAUGCAAAAACGAGAGACGGCAAGACUCCCGCUAUAGUGGCUGAAGAGAUGAAGACAACGCAUUUUUGGCGUCGCGCGCUGAGUGAAUGUGGGUAUGACCCGAACGGGGAUGUAAUACAGAUGCCUCUCGGCCUCGCUACGAUCUUACGAACGAGACGAUAUAUUUCUAAGUUUUUCUUCCUUUGGCCUUUUGCUAUGAUCUUUGGUGCUGUGUGGAUACUCAGCGAGUUUACGGUUUAUGUAUCUGUACCAUUAACGCUUGCUUUCAUUUUUGGCAUGCAAUGGAUGGCGCAAUGGGUAGCGAACCGGAGCCAUGCGGAGUUUCGGGUGCUUCAAAGAACGCCUUUCCUGGCAGGCGUGUUUGCAGCCUCGCUUUUCUGGAUCGGUGUUCGAUGGCUUUUGACAGUACUCCCAGAUACCUACUCCACCUAUCCUUUCCUCAAUUUCUUCUUUGCCGUAUUCUUUUCUCUUACGUCCUACUUUUAUUUCCUAUCCAUGAUCGAGGAUCCAGGCUACGUGCCCAAACUCAGCAGCAGAAAUCAGCAACGAACAUGCAUAAUGGAACUAUUUAAGUCAUGGCAGUUCGAUGAAGACAACUUUUGUGUUUUCUGCAUGAUAAGGAAACCUUUGAGGAGCAAGCACUGUCGGCGCUGCAGACGUUGCGUUUCAAAGCAUGAUCAUAUGGAAGUCGGUAUCAUUCUUUUCAUCCAGCUGGUGAUAAAUUACCUAGGAGCCUUGCCUCCGCCUACCGAUUCAGAAUGUAAUAUUCUCUCCUCAUCUCUAUGCAGCAUGGUAAAACGUGAUACGUUUACCAUAAUCCUCACGUUUUGGAUAGCCCUCCAGCUGGUCUGGGUUACCAUGUUAUGUGUUGUUCAGCUCGUUCAAAUCUCACGAAACCAAACUACAUAUGAGAACAUGAAAGGACAUGCAUUCGAUUAUGCUAAUCCUGCCUCGCGAGCAAUCACAUCUGCUCUUACCACCGGAACCACCUCAGCAGAGCUGGGUGGCCUAAACUCAACAGGGCAAGGUCCCAACCCAUCAAUCCUGCCGCCAGGCCAUAGGCGGCAUCACCGUCAUGCCCAUGGAGGCUGUCUUUCGCAAUGGAAGAAACUGCUGGGGUUGGAUACUUUCAUGGCUACGGCUCAAGAAGGCCUUGGAGAUCGUCGGGCGGCUCGUGCGCAAAACCCGUUCUCUCGCGGGAUCGUCACCAACUGUCGAGACUUCUGGUGUGAUCCUGCUCCUUAUUUUGGCAGAAGAGCACCCGGUUCCGCCAUGUUGAACGGAGAAGUUGUAAACUACAAUGACAUGUAUGAGGUACCAUUGAGGUUAAGGACUGGUGUGUCGGGGAUGGUUUAUCGAAGUGUUGCAACAGAGGACGUGUAG